UCACAUCAUCGGCCGCAAUAUAGUUCCACCAAUUCUUAGUAGCUGUCUCUUUUAAUCUGAAGCGGUGAUCAGUGAAAGUUGAAGCGAACUGGAAGUGAUAGAGUAUCAGCUUUAGCCGCAUUCAUUUUGAAAGUUUACAGCAAUAUGGCUAGUUCUGGAAUUAAAGCUGAAGUUUCUAACGACGUAACUGAUGGCAAAGCUGUUAGACACAAUCCAAGCGUAAAAGGCCCUCAACUCGAGGCAUCUGCAGCCAAAGGAGAUUUCACCAUUCUCAUUCUGGGAGAAACUGGAGUGGGCAAGUCCACGUGGAUUAAUGGUAUUGCCAACUAUGCAAAACACGAGUCUCUUGAAGAUGCCAUGAAAGACCCUGAUUUUACCAUCUUGAUACCAUCUAGGUUUACUUUCACGAAUGAAAAUGGAGAAGAGAAGGACAUCGCCUUUGGGUCUGCUGAUGAUAAUGAAGUUCUCUCCAGUGGUCAGUCUGCUACCCAAUUCUCUCAGGAGUACAGAAUUGAGACGAAUACCACGAUCUUCCACCUUAUUGACACUCCGGGCAUUGGGGACUGUAGAGGCAUUGAGAAGGACAAGGAGAACUUCGAUAACAUCUUGGCCUUUCUUACUUGCUAUGACAAAAUCAACGCCGUGGUUGUGCUUCUCAAGCCAAACAACGCAAGGUUGACAGUGGCGUUUAAGUUUUGCGUCUUGGAACUGCUGACUCACCUCCACAAGUCCUUGGUUUCCAACAUCAUGUUUGCCUUUACCAACUCCAGGGGCACCUUUUACAGACCAGGAGACAGCCUUCCAGUACUCAAAAAGCUCCUCGAUCAAAAUAGUAUCGGAAUAGAUGUUUCUCCUUCAAAUUAUUUUUGUUUUGACAACGAAGCUUUCAGAUGGUAUUAUUUCAGCCAGGCAGAAGAAUCAAAAAACACAAGCAGCAAGCAAGAGCUGUGUGUAUGCCAAAACCAACAAUUCCUGGAUUCCUGGAAUCUUGCAUAAGAUGAAUCCAUUCAAUUGGGGGAGCAACAACAGAAGCAACUUACGCAUCUCUCAGUACUAAAAGAUUACAUUACAUCAAAAGAGACAACAGAUGAGAAUUCAUUUGUGCGGCGUCGGUUGCAAGAAACUUCAAUGUAUGCAUUUGGAAAUGACAAAUGUCAGUUGUUAUGUUACGCUAGUUUAGUGUGGUUUUCGAUGGAGUGUCUUUUAACUAACUAAUACCAAACCAAUCCAAACGACCAAUCCAAAAGUAGUGAUAGAUAGCGCAAGGAGCAAUCAGAACUCAAAAUUAGUGCACGUGACGACCCCAGCGCGGGUAAACUGACGCAAGUGAACCGAGUCACAGUUGAUUUUAGCUCGUUUCUGAUUGGUCGAAAGGUUUGAGUAAGUAUUUUAGCCAACCAUAGAGUGUGAUGAAGGGGAAAUUUCUCUGGGGGCUCAGUUAGAACUUUCUCUAGCUACUUGGCAAGUCGAACACCUUUUUGAUUGGGCGUCGUAAGAUAAAGCAAAGUAAACGCAACAGCCAAUCAGAGCAAAGGUAGAAGUCAUAAGGGGCCAAUAACAACCUAGUUGCUUCGGGUGCGGGAAAACAGGAGUGACCUUGGCACAAUCGAUCUUACUAAGACCGAUUGUGCCAAGGUCGCGGUUUUGUACCAAUCAGAGAGUGCUGCAUGGCAAAAGUUCAACACUCCAUUGAAAAUUUCUCUGUUAGGUCCGUCAAAGAUUCGUUAACACAAUAGAAAAGUAUCAAAAUUAAUAUUUCUUGAGGACGUAAAGACAGUUAAUAUUUCUUUAUAAUAAUGUAAUUCUCAUUGGGUGCCCUGUGAGUUCAGUGUAACGUCAAUCAAAUAUCCCGUUGAGAAUAUUGGAAGCUUUAAUAUAUUAGGUGUGUUAUCCAGUUAGGGACCCAUUAUCUUAUAUCGCCAUGGGUGGGGUUCGGAGAAUUUUGGUUGAGUCACAUUCAAAUUUACCUGAUUCCCCUCGAAACUCGGUAGUAUUUUUGAUUAGCCCUCAUUGGUAGUCCUUUUUCUAUAGUCCCCUCCACACUUUAAACUGUUUUGGCGACGACUGAUCCCUCUCCGUCCCCCCCUGAAGACAAUGUGAUUCCCAAAUAUCUUCCGUUCUCCUCCCUCCAAGGUGGUGGAUUAUGACCGGUCUCUUCUUGAAAAAUGAGAGGACGAUUUCGGUUGGCAACCAUUAGGCGUAAAUUUGACUCAGAUAAGUAGACCGAAGGAUAGAUUUUGUCAGGAGCCCAUUACGUUGGUAAUUUUUUUUUUGACACGGUUUGCUUGAAAAGUUAGCCAGGCAGGACGAUCCUACUGAAAAAAGUCUGCAUAACUGCAACCGCGUUUCGUAUAACCAAUAGAAUCUGUCUUAAACUCUGUUUUAAAUAUGCUUAGUAAGUGCUAAAGAUGACCAGGCAUACUAGAGCCAGGGACAAAAAUACGACUACACCCGCGAAACGUAAACCAUUGCCUUUAAGUGGGCGAAGAAAUCCCCAUAUGUAUUACUUUCGUUUCCCGGGGUCCUCGGGAACUGCAGCAACUUGUGCUCUUUGUAUGAUUAGAUGUUAAGUGAAAGAGAUAGUAAGUACGGGGUAAAAUGGGUUGAAAAUAAACUUUGAUCAAAAGUAACUGAUUCUGAGUUAUAAAUUUA
Molecule: messenger RNA, 2652 nt
Organism: Stylophora pistillata
Lineage: Eukaryota; Metazoa; Cnidaria; Anthozoa; Scleractinia; Pocilloporidae
Source: RefSeq, a predicted model, not a curated record